Sclerotinia trifoliorum is the source of this 1421-nucleotide messenger RNA. The record is from the annotation of a GenBank genome assembly. NCBI's taxonomy places the organism in Eukaryota, Fungi, Ascomycota, Leotiomycetes, Helotiales, Sclerotiniaceae.
CAACAAACCAAUUACAUUUGAUAGUUUUAAUACUCGAGUACACCACCAAACAAACAGCGACAACAUCAAUAAGUGUUCCUGAUUCUCGAUUCAUUAAAAGGCGGAACAUCAUCUUUCAAACGAUCAAGAUUCUAAAGCCUUCAAUUAAUUAAGACUUGGACAGCUAAGGCUGAUUUGGAUUUCUACUAAACCUCUACUAAAAUCCUUAGCUUCGGGUUCGGCAGCAUGGGUGAGCUUCGAGGCCGCUGUUCCUGCGGUCGCAACAAAUAUACAAUUCAAAUCCCACAAAAUGCAGGUGAUGGCGCACAAGUCUUUUUCGAUAGUAGUAAUGUACAUCGUAUGUCAAUUGAGAAAUAUUCUGAAUAUCCUCAUUUUUACAUGUUCGCAAAAGGCAUCGCUAAUAACAUACAUAAACAGGAAGAUCACAAGCAGCCCCUCUCUCCGCAUGGAUCCGCGUACCCUUAGCAUGGUACCACUCGACGACGUACGCUUUUUUCGACGAUGAAUCGCACAACAUAAUUCGACGUUCCUAUACAUCUCCUUCCGAACAGCAUGCAAAGCGUCAGUUCUGUGGUUUUUGCGGCACUCCUCUAUCAUAUUGGACGGAAGAACCGCCCGCUCACGCAGAUUAUAUUUCAUUGACCUUGGGUUCAUUGGCCUCAUCAGAUCUGCGAGACCUCGAAGAAUUAGGCUUGCUUCCCAAAGAAGCUUUCGAAGAUGCACAGAAUGAUAAACAAAUUAUCGAAUCAGUUAUACCACAUGCCGAGAACAAUAAUGGAGGAGAAGAAGGUAUACCAUGGUUUGAGACAAUGGUUGAGGGGAGUCGAUUGGGCAAAAUGAGAACUAGAAGAGGUAGAAGAACUGCCAGUGAUGGUCGAAUCAAAGUGGAAUGGGAGAUUGUAGAGUGGACUGGCGAAGAUGAUGAUGGGCAGAUACUAGCUAACCCUACCACCGGGAAGAGAAAGUUAGAUUCUGCGGAUACAGGCGAAGAUACAAGCAUGGAAGGGCUACAAUAAAUAGGAUGCAAUAACCUGCGAGGUCGAAACCUUGGGAGGUAGAGUGAUGCAUCAUGAUAGCAUGGUUGUGGGUUUUAUAGUUGACUUCCGUCAAGAACGCUGCUUAUGGACAUAUGAAUUCGGGAUCGUCACACAAUACGAGAGCUUUGCAAGAGUACAACAAGGUCGUCAAAUUUCACAAUCGUUUUGCAAAAUUCAUCUUAUCAACAUCAAAUACUCAUGUUUUACGGAUCAGGGACUUCGGAGCUAGGUUAACUAAUCAGGGAGUGGGGUUUGCUAACAUCCAUCCAUCUAUUGAACACUCGUAUGUAAGACUACAAUAUGUACCAAGCAAUGCAAAUAGGUUUUCACAUUCAAUAAACCGCUAUCCACUUAGGACCCAAAGUAAUCAUUUAGAUCUAUGUA